AUGAAGGUCCUCAACAAGCUACCGGCGGCCGGCUACCUCUUCCUGUUCGCCAUGCUCGCCUCGAGCGACCUCGACGAGAGGCGACAACGUCAGCGAGCGGUCAGGGCACAGGAACCGCUGUUCGAGCUGCCGGUCCAGCUAAUCGGAUUCCCGGUCAUCAUUCUCUCCGUCCGGUUGGCGAACUUUGCCAAAAAGCUCGCCUACUCGCUCAAUCCAAAGACCUAUCAGUCGCGCAGCCGCCGAGAGACACUGUCUGGGACGACGCUAGAACCGGAGCAGCUUUCCUGGCUGGCCAUCGAUGUGGCCCAGGCGGAGCGGCGCAUUCUGCACGAGUUUGGACCGAAGGCGUGCAUCGAGGAGGAACCGUGCCGCAUCCACGCGGUCAGCAGUGCACGCAUGGACCAGUACAAACCUGAUUGGAACGACAUUUUGAAAAACUACAAAUCGCAAUCCACCGGUAUGAAGCAGUGGUACUUGCUGUCCGUUUUUCUCGGUGACUAUCUGCGCGAUGUGCACUUUUGCAAGCAGCUAGCGAAACGGUUAGACUGCAACCGAUACCAGAGACCGUUCGUUCGAGACUGA
Anopheles cruzii is the source of this 582-nucleotide messenger RNA. RefSeq lists its product as uncharacterized. Bases 1 to 582 code for a protein of 193 amino acids. NCBI's taxonomy places the organism in Eukaryota, Metazoa, Arthropoda, Insecta, Diptera, Culicidae. The transcript is spliced from 3 exons. The record is from RefSeq and is a predicted model, not a curated record.